Messenger RNA from Paramecium octaurelia, 1800 nucleotides. The record is from the annotation of a GenBank genome assembly. NCBI's taxonomy places the organism in Eukaryota, Ciliophora, Oligohymenophorea, Peniculida, Parameciidae.
AUGUAAACGGAAUAAUUUUUUUUUGAUUCUAGUAAUUCGAAUGAAAGGAAUUAAUGGGUGAAAUUAAAUUCAAUUAGACGUCCAAUCUCCACUAUUCGAUUAUUUGAAGGAACUUUAUUUGUGAAAAGCAAGAAACAUGAUUUUUAUAAACCAAAGUUUUUUAGGUUGUUUUCUGAUAGACUAAACAUUUAUAAUGUAACAUAUACGAUAAGACAUUUAUAGAAUCCCAGAGAAUAAAAGGAAGUAGCAGCAUUAUUUUUAACAAAUGUUUAUUUAGAUCUCAACUCUUAAAAUAUAUUGGAAAAGGAUAAACAUCCUAUUGUAUUACUAUCAGGGUCCAAAAAAUACGUCUUUAAUGCUAGGUCAUAGGAGCAAAGACAAAAAUGGAUCGAUCAAUUCAAGAAGACUUGCAUUCUGAAUAAUUACCGAGACAUCUACUUGAACCUCAAAGUAAUAGGAAAGGGGACUUAUGCAAAGGUAAGAUAUUGAAUAAAUAAGGUUCUCUUAGCCCAAAGAAAAUAAAAUUAAAAUAAGUAUGCAGUUAAGACCUUCUAAAAGUCGGCAUUGAUGGACAAAAAUAAUAAAUAAAGAGUAACAUUAUAACUGAUAUCUUAAGCAAGGAUUACUUAAUGAAAUCGAUUUAUUGCGUUCUUGUGAUCACCCCAACAUUAUUAAAUUGUAUGAGAUUUACGAGAGUGGCGAUUACAUUUAUUUAGUGAUGGAAUUAUUAGAGGGAGGAGAAUUGUUUGAUCUCAUAUUAGAAACAUAAUGCUUCCAAGAAUCCAAGGUGGCUCUAAUCAUGUUCAAAAUAUUUGAUGCUUUAGAAUAUUUGCACACAAAGGUAUAAUCAUUUAUCAUCGAUUAAUUCAGAAUAUCAUGCAUAGAGAUAUAAAGCCUGAGAAUAUACUAUUGAAAGAUAAAUCCGAAAAUUUUGAUUUAAAAAUUGCUGAUUUUGGUUUGGCAUCUUACACUGAGGCUGAUCUACUUAUUACUAGAUGUGGGACUCCUGGUUAUGUUGCUCCAGAAAUUUUAGAAGACAAGAAAUAUAAUGAAAAGGUUGAUGUCUUCAGUGCAGGAAUUAUCCUUUAUAUUUUGUAUACAAUUUGUGUGAUAUUAGACUCUCUGGUCAAGCUCCCUUCUACGGAAAUAGUCUUGAUGAAAUUAUAGAGAAGAAUAGAGAUUGUUAGAUUAAUUACAAAGAUCUUAAGGUUUCUGAGGAUGCCUUGGAUUUACUAAAGCGAUCCUUAGAACCUAACCCAGAUGAUAGAAUUUCUUCAUUAGAGGCACUUUCUCAUCCCUUCAUAUCCCGUUUAUACAGGAGAGAAUCUAACCACAACGAUGAAACAAAUUUAACUCAACAUUUAAAUGAGAAAUAUAGUAUCAUAGACAGCAUGAAAAAGUUUGGGUAGAAUGAUUUGAGAUCCAAGAUUUCCAAAUGCAAAUAAAAUGAAUUGAUUCAAUAAACACCUUUUUUGGGUGUAAGAGAAUACGAUCCCAUUAAAGCAUCCUCUGACAGUUGGUUAAUGGAGAAGUCAAGCAUUAUAGAUUCAAAAUAGAUCUUUUGCUCUCCAAAUCUAUAGUAAUAAUCGUCUGAUUCUGAUUGUUCCAUUCUAAGCACUCCUGAAUCCAGAAAAGAAACCUAAAGAUAAUUAUAAUUUAGUGCACUCUAAUAAAUAGCAUUUCGACACUCUCCUAGUUAAUCUAUUUAAUCACCUUAAAGUUAAUAGAAAUCUUAACUACAAAUGAACCUUAAAAAAGCCAAUUAAAUUAGGGAUCAACUCAAGAAAUUAGGCUCGUGAC